AUUCCGUCUUGUCCUCCUCCCCCGCCCGCGACCAUGGCGGCCUACUUCUUCUCGUCUCCCAUCGACAUCGACAUCAAGCUCAGCGAUGAGGAGGCGCGCAAACACGUUGACAUGAAGUCCGACAAGGACAAGGACAAGGUCGUGUCCUGCCCGGUCUACUACGAUGGCGAAGGCGUCGGGGGAACCGUCAGCAUACGCGUGCGCGACGGCAAGAAGAUCACCCAUGACGGCAUAAAGGUCGAAUUUGUUGGGACUAUAGAGCUGUUCUAUGACCGCGGACAUCAUCAUGAGUUCCUGUCGUUAUCACAGGAGCUGGCCGCCCCAGGCGAGAUGCGACAAGCGCAGACCUUCGACUUCAACUUCAAGGCGGUUGAGAAGCAGUUUGAGAGCUACAUCGGCAUCAAUGUCAAGCUCAGGUACUUCGUACGGCUGACCUUGACGCGGCGAAUGGGUCUACCAUCCUCAACAUUGACGAAGGAGCGCGAUAUCUGGGUCCACUCAUUCCGAAUGCCGCCAGAGGCCAACAACAGUAUCAAGAUGGAGGUCGGCAUUGAGGACUGUUUGCACAUCGAGUUUGAGUACAACAAGAGCAAGUAUCACCUCAAGGACGUCAUCGUGGGCAAGAUCUACUUCCUCCUCGUCCGUAUCAAGAUCAAGCACAUGGAGUUGAGCAUCAUUAGACGAGAGACAACCGGCUCACCACCGAAUCAAUACAACGAAUCGGAGACGAUCACGAAGUUCGAGAUCAUGGAUGGCGCGCCCGUACGAGGCGAAACCAUUCCCAUACGCCUUUUCCUCGGCGGCUUCGACCUUACGCCGACCUUCCGGGACGUGAACAAGAAGUUCUCGACCCGCUACUACCUCAACCUUGUCCUCAUCGACGAGGAGAACCGGAGAUACUUCAAGCAGCAGGAGAUCACGAUCUAUCGGAUACCAGAGAAUUGAUCCUUCACGCUGGACGUAUACAAUGGCACUACGUCGCACUUCCUUUUGUAUUAUUUGCUUCACGGAUGUAUCUCAAGACAUGGCAGUGGGUAUCUGUCACCAUGCCUCGCGCGACCAUCUGCAAGACUUUCC
Molecule: messenger RNA, 1077 nt
Organism: Schizophyllum commune H4-8
Lineage: Eukaryota; Fungi; Basidiomycota; Agaricomycetes; Agaricales; Schizophyllaceae
Product: vacuolar protein sorting-associated protein 26
Exons: 8
Coding region: 34-945 (303 amino acids)
Biological process (GO): retrograde transport, endosome to Golgi; intracellular protein transport
Cellular component (GO): endosome; retromer complex
Source: RefSeq, a predicted model, not a curated record